UUGUGAAACACAAGUUUGGAGUGGAAUUAGAAAAUGAAGAUGUUGAUACAAAAGCAUUAAAUUGUGUUAAAAAAAUAAAAUACUCUGCAUCAGAAUUUGCUUUACAAAGAAAUUGGAUUCAAGA
Molecule: messenger RNA, 124 nt
Organism: Entrophospora candida
Lineage: Eukaryota; Fungi; Glomeromycota; Glomeromycetes; Entrophosporales; Entrophosporaceae
Source: the annotation of a GenBank genome assembly